Triticum dicoccoides is the source of this 578-nucleotide messenger RNA. RefSeq names its product flowering-promoting factor 1-like protein 4. The coding region runs from base 110 to 439 and encodes 109 amino acids. Gene Ontology annotation, biological process: regulation of flower development. Lineage: Eukaryota; Viridiplantae; Streptophyta; Magnoliopsida; Poales; Poaceae. The record is from RefSeq and is a predicted model, not a curated record. The transcript has a single exon.
UCUUUGCACCAUCAAUCACCAUUGUUGAUCGAUCGCCUCUGAAAUCAAUACAUCUUGCAAGCUGUUAGCAAAAGCCUACAAGCUAGUCAAGUCAAGUGAAAUAGCUAGCAUGACUGGCGUGUGGGUAUUCGAGGACGGGAUCGUGAGGCGGGCGGACAGCGAGGCGCCCGGCCGCAGCGGCGGGAGCGGGGCGCGGCCGGGCAAAGUGCUGGUGCAUGUGCCGAGCGGCGAGGUGGUGACCACGUACGGCGUCCUGGAGCGGCGGCUGCAGGAGCUGGGGUGGGAGCGCUACCUCAACGACCCGUGCCUGCUCCAGUUCCACCAGCGCUCGACCGUGCACCUCAUCUCCGUCCCGCGAGACUUCGCCCGCCUCAAGCUCGUCCACAUGUACGACGUCGUCGUCAAGACGCGCAACGUGUUCGAGGUCCGCGACGCGUGAGCUUCCAAGCUUGCCUGUCUGCCCUGGGUAAGAUAUAGACACCACGAGGUAGUCUUCGUCUACCUCGCAGGACGGCCGGCCGUCAUAUAUAUUACCACCGUACGUAUGUAUUGUAUAUGUGUGCGAUCAAAAUACCACG